Messenger RNA from Oryza sativa Japonica Group (Japanese rice), 2023 nucleotides. RefSeq names its product MLO-like protein 4. Gene Ontology annotation, biological process: defense response. Gene Ontology annotation, cellular component: membrane. NCBI's taxonomy places the organism in Eukaryota, Viridiplantae, Streptophyta, Magnoliopsida, Poales, Poaceae. The record is from RefSeq and is a predicted model, not a curated record.
GCUUCGAUCCCGCGCCGACCUCGAUCCGCAUUAACUGCCCCUCUUCCGUACGGAGGAGAGCGAUCGAGCGAUCGAUCGAUGCUCGCCGUCGUCGCGGGCGGCGGGUUGAGGAGGUGUGCUAGCUAGCGGCGGCGGCGGCGGCAGUGGAGGAGGAUGGUGGAGGAAGGGAGGUCACUGGCGGAGACGCCGACGUGGUCGGUGGCCACCGUCACCACGCUCAUGGUCGCCGCCUGCUUCCUCGUCGAGCGCGGCAUCUCGCGCUUCGCCAAGUGGCUGCGCAAGACGAAGCGGAAGGCCAUGCUCGCCGCGCUCGAGAAGAUCCGCGAAGAGCUGAUGCUGCUCGGCGUCAUCUCGCUGCUGCUGAGCCAGACGGCCCGCUGGAUAUCGGAAAUCUGCGUGCCGUCGUCGCUCUUCACGAGCCGAUUCUACAUUUGCUCGGAGACAGAUUACGAGGAUCUGGUGGUAGGAGGGAAGCGCUCUACCAUGGAGAUGAACCAGACUGUUGUGCCUAAUGGCCUGUUUGGUAUUCAGUCACAGAAUGUUUGCAGUGAGGGUCAUGAGCCUUUUGUUUCAUAUGAAGGCCUUGAACAGCUGCAUCGGUUCUUGUUUAUCCUUGGUAUCACCCAUGUGUUGUACACUUUUGUAACUGUUGUUCUGUCCAUGAUUAAGAUAUAUAGCUGGAGGAAAUUUGAAACCCAAGCAUGUCAGCUCCCUACUGAGCAGUUGCAAGCUAGGAGAACUAAGGUGAUGCAGAGGCAGUCUACCUUUGUGUUCCAUCACACAUCUCAUCCAUGGAGCAAAAAUAAAAUACUUAUUUGGAUGCUAUGCUUUCUGCGUCAAUUUAGGCGUUCCAUCAAGAAGUCAGACUAUAUGGCAUUAAGAUUGGGUUUUAUCACAUACCAUAAGUUGCCACACUCGUAUAAUUUCCACAAAUACAUGGUACGGAGCAUGGAAGAUGAUUAUAAUGGAAGUGUUGGCAUCAGUUGGCCACUGUGGGCAUAUGCAAUAAUAUGCAUUUUUGUCAAUAUUCAUGGUCUUAAUAUAUAUUUCUGGAUAUCCUUUGCCCCUGCUAUUCUGGUCCUGCUAGUGGGCACUGAGCUGCAGCAUGUCAUUGCUCAGUUGGCCUUAGAAGUUGUUGGGGCAACAGCACCAUAUGUUGGGACACAACUGAAGUUGCGUGAUGAUCUCUUUUGGUUUGGAAAACCUCGGGUCCUGUGGUGGCUUAUACAAUUCAUUUCAUUUCAGAAUGCUUUUGAGAUGGCAACGUUUGUGUGGUCUCUGUUGGAACUGAGUGCGCAAUCCUGUUUCAUGAAGAACCAUUACAUGAUUGUUCUCCGUUUGACUUCUGGGAUUCUAGUUCAGUUCUGGUGCAGCUACAACACAUUGCCACUUAAUGUAAUCAUUACUCAGAUGGGAUCCAAGUUCAAGAAAUCACUGGUCUCAGAGAGUGUGAGGGAGUCACUCCACAGCUGGUGCAAGAGGGUGAAAGACAAGAACAGGCACAACCUGGCAUCGAGAUCCGUCUGCUCCCUCGACACCACAUACGAGGAGACUGAUCAUGAGACUGCUACGGUUGGCACCCUGUCGAGAACCGUGUCUGCGACGUCCCUGGACGAGGAGCUGACGGUGGCCACCGUCGAGGACAACGACGACGACGAGGAGAUGUCUCGCAUCGAGCAAGAGAUUGAUCGAUCGUUGUAGCUCUCGUGAACUUGUUUGUUAAUCCUCGUUCACAGAACUACACCUGUGCAGAAUGACUGAAGAGGAUUCUGGUAGAGCACACGACACGCUAACAAUGACAAAAUCGAAGCCCAUCUCGUGGAGUUGUAAAAUAUAGCAAACUACAGAAUUCGUAAGAUCGAAUUAUAAGACAUGUUCAGUUGAUGUAAAAUGGACAUUUGCCAUAACUUCGAUGUGCUGUGAUCUUUGCACUCGAUGAAGGUUUUUACAAAGUGAUUUUCCGGUCUGAUUGCUUGACGCUAAUCCAAAAAGUGAACGGUUAUGCAAGGUACCGUUCCUCCUA